Messenger RNA from Pteropus alecto (black flying fox), 4223 nucleotides. RefSeq names its product ral guanine nucleotide dissociation stimulator like 3 (gene RGL3). Bases 45 to 2162 code for a protein of 705 amino acids. The record is from RefSeq and is a predicted model, not a curated record. Lineage: Eukaryota; Metazoa; Chordata; Mammalia; Chiroptera; Pteropodidae. Gene Ontology annotation, molecular function: guanyl-nucleotide exchange factor activity. The transcript is spliced from 19 exons. Gene Ontology annotation, biological process: Ras protein signal transduction; positive regulation of GTPase activity. Gene Ontology annotation, cellular component: plasma membrane.
GCCCUUCCGCCUUACUCAGCCAGCCGCGGAGACGGGCGCGGGCCAUGCAGCGGGCAGCAGGGAAGGAGCUCACCCUGGCGCCACUGCAGGACUGGGGCGAGGAGACCGAGGACGGCGCAGUGUACAGUGUCUCUCUGCGGCGGCAGCGCAGUCAGCGUCUGAGCCCUGGGGAAGGGCCUGGGGACAGGCAGGCCCCCAGCCCAAAUGCCGACGCCUUCCUUCAUUACCGCACAAGCAAGGUUCGAGCACUAAGGGCAGCGCAUCUGGAGCGGCUGGUGUGGGAGUUGGUGUCUGGAGACCGCGAGCAGGACCCGGGCUUUGUGCCCACUUUCCUGGCCACGCACCGGGCCUUUGUGCCCACUGCCCGAGUGCUGGGCCUUCUCCUGCCACCACCGCCACCGCCCCUGCCACCCUGGAUAGAGAUCAAGAAGACAGAGGAACAAAGUCUGAGCUUCAACAAGAACCUGAGGGCUGUGGUGUCUGUGCUGGGCUCCUGGCUGCGUGACCACCCUCAAGACUUCUGGGACCCGCCUGCCCACUCAGACCUAAGCAGUGUCCGUACUUUUCUGGGCUGGGCCGCCCCACUGGGAGCCGAGGCACUGGAGGCAGAGAAGCUGCUGGGGGAUUUCCUGGAGGAGGCUUAUCGAGAGCAGGAAGAAGAGGAGCAGUUCCAGGAGUGGGCAGGACCUCCUGGAACUGCCCAGACCUCCAGCCCCGACUCCCUGGAAGGCUGCUUGGAAGAGGAGGAAGGACUGGUGCAGGAAGGCCCUGAGCUCCUGGACUUCGGUGUGGAUGAGGUGGCCGAGCAGUUGACGCUGAUGGACGUGGAGCUCUUUUCGCGAGUGCGGCCCUGCGAGUGCCUGGGCUCCGUGUGGUCGCAGCGGGACCGGCCAGGGGCUGCAGGCAUCUGCCCCACUGUGCGCGCCACUGUGACCCAGUUCAACACAGUGACCGGCUGUGUGCUGGGCUCGGUGCUCGGGGCGCCAGGCCUGGCUGCCCCACAGAGGGCGCAGCGACUGGAGAAGUGGAUCCGCAUCGCCCAGCGCUGCAGGGAACUGCGAAACUUCUCCUCCCUGCGCGCCAUCCUGUCCGCCCUGCAGUCUAACCCUAUAUAUCGGCUCAAGAGCAGCUGGGCGGCUGUGAGCAGGGAACCGUUAUCCACUUUCAGGAAACUUUCGCAGAUUUUCUCAGAUGAGAACAACCAUCUCAGCAGCAGGGAGAUUCUUUCCCAGGAGGAAGCCACCGAUGGACUCCAAGAGGAGGACGCACCCCCAGGAAGCCUGACUUCAAAGCUGCCCCCAGGCCCAGUCCCCUACCUUGGUACCUUUCUCACGGACCUGGUUAUGCUGGACACAGCCCUGCCGGACAUGCUAGAGGGGGAUCUUAUCAACUUUGAGAAGAGGAGGAAGGAGUGGGAGAUCCUGGCCCGCAUCCAGCAGCUGCAGAGGCGCUGUCGUAACUACUGCCUGAGCGCCCGCCCACCCAUCCUAGCUGCCCUGCGUGCCCAGCACCAACUCAGCGAGGAGCAGAGCUAUCGUGUCUCCCGUGUCAUUGAGCCACCAGCCACCUCCUGUCCCAGCUCCCCACAUGUGCGACGACGAAUUAGCCUCACCAAGCGUCUUAGUGCGAAGCUGUCCCGAGAGAGAGGCCCAUCCUCUGGUGCAAGUCCUGGGGACCCUCCAUCACCCACCUCCAGUCUCUGCAUUUUGCCCAGUCUUUCCCCAGCUUCCCCACCACCCAGUCCUAGAACCAGGGACCCUUCUCCAGGAAGUCCCCCAGCCUCUCCAGGGCCUCAGGGCCCCAGCACCAAGCUGCCCCUGGCCUUGACCCUGAACUGCCCUCGCAUCCCCCUUGGUGGGCAGCAGGGCUCAGAGGCCCGGGUCAUCCGAGUCAGCAUCGACAAUGACCACGGGAACCUGUAUCGGAGCAUCCUGCUCACUAGUCAGGACAAGGCCCCCAGCGUGGUCCAGAGAGCCUUGCAGAAGCACAAUGUGGCCCAGCCCUGGGCCCAUGACUACCAGCUCUUUCAAGUCCUUCCUGGGGACCGGGAGCUCCUGAUUCCUGACAAUGCCAACGUCUUCUAUGCCAUGAGCCCAGCUGGCCCUGGAGACUUCAUGCUGCGGCGGAAGGAUGGGCCCGGCGCACAACCUCAGUCUCCCUGACCUGAGGUGGCCCUCUCCUGCCUCCAAGACACAGGUCCCAUGGGCAGCUUCUAUCACCAUGAGGGUGGGGAGGGUGCUUCUCUCCCAGUAGAGCCCAUUGUGCUCUGUACUCUGUGACCCCUCCCCAACUUUAUUGGGCUCCAUCCCUCCAGUGCUCUUGGCACUGGAUCCUUAUUCCAAAGUCAUCAGCCCACAGAAUGGCUGGUGGAGAGCUCCAUCACAUACUGGGAAUCAGACCCUUCCCCAGAGAAAUCUUGUAACUCUUGGAGAUACAUCAGAACUGACAGAAGUGGAUGAAAAUAAUGACCAAAGUUAUGAAACAGGAACCAGUCUUGUUUGUUCUGCGCCUGUGCAUGUUCACUCUCCAUCCAGAUAAAAAAUGUAAAAGAAAAGAAAAAAAUUAAGACCCCUAGGAAAGGGGUUGGGUGAAGCAUGACUAGAUGCUGGGGAGUAGGGUGGAGUAUGGUUCUGUCACACAUACACAUAAUAUUUUUAGAGCAAUAUGCUUCUUUUCUGCUGUGUAUAUGGGAGAUUAAGAAAUGAAAUUCCAUUGGAAUCAGAGACAAAUAACAUCAUCACCCAUGAGUCAAUAAUAGCUGUGAGGAUAGAAGGGGAGUGCGAGUUGUCUAUCAGCACUGGAAUAAGAAGAAACAGAAGGCAGCAAUGAAAUGAGCGGUAGGUCCACCAGCAACGGAAUCACAACAACAACAACAAUAAUAUGCCCACUUAUUCACUACACUCUGUCCGGACACUAAACAAGAGCUUUAUAUCUUAUUAUAUUAAUCAGGAUUCUUUUUGUUUCAAGUGGUUCAAACAGGCAUUGGCAAAAAAGGAAAUUAAUGGCUCAUGUAAUUGAAAAGUUGAAUGGGGCCACAUUCAGGCACAGUUGGAUCUAGGGACUCAAAAGAUAUCAGCAGGAUUUCAUUGCUGUCUCUGGGCUCUAAUUUGCUAUAAGAAUGAAACUGUCCAUUUUCUCCCCACCCCCCAAAUCCAGUCACCUUCUCCAAUGGUAACAGAGCCAAGGAUUUUUAUUUGGCCACCCAGAGUGAAAACUAGCAUUUCUAGGCUCCCUUACAACAAAAUGUGGUCAUGAAACUAAGUCCUGGCCAAUGAGAUGUAAAGGGAAAGGGUAUGGGUAAAUGCUAGGUCCUACCCUUAAAGACAAGGGGUAGUCUUCCCCCUUCCUUUUCUGCCUCCUGCUGUUUAGGAUGAAAACAGAGUGGGUCAAGUUGGAUGAGGUGGUUCACAUCUUCUAAAUAACUGAAAAACAAACUGGAAGGAGCGUGGCUCUCUGAUACCAGGAAGCUGCCAUAUUAUAUUGCUGCUACUUGGAUUGUUACAUAAGAGAGAAAUAAAUGUCUUUUGUACUUAAGCCACUAUUAUUUGGAUCUCCGUUACAGAAGCCAAAAGAACUUUUAAAGUAAGGUAGCCCCACUCCAAGUCAGGCUCACACCUCCUGGGAACAUGCCAGGUUUACAUCCCACCAGCUCCAUCCCUAACAUGCAAGGAUAACCCUUUUUUCCCAUAAGCUCCAGCAAAAGUCCCACAGCAGAUGCCCACUGGACCAACUCAUGUCAUGUGGCCACCCCCGAACCAAUCACUGUUCAGAGGAAUGUAAUAUGCUGAUUAGCCAGGCUUAAUUAACCAUCCUUUGAGCUGACAGAGAAACUUCAAGUCACAGGAGUGAAGUCUGGGAGUGCACAGAAAAGGAAAUAACAUUUGGGUUCUUUUAUUAGAAGGAAGAAUUCUGGUGAAUGAGCAAAAAACAAUCCCUAGGGUUCUAAACAUUGUUUUUGGAGCAAUAACGGGGAAUGUGCAGGCCAUCUCAGGUGGGAGAGGAGAUAGAAGAAUCUAAGCAUCGUGUAGAGUCUGGUGGAAGACAGAUUACAGUAUACAAUAUGCUACUUUAAAGGCUUUGGUUGAGGAGGGGUUGCCAUGAGUAUGAAAACCUUGGGACCAAUUGGAUGUGAGUAACAAUAUCCUUGAACUAGCUAAAGCAAAUAAUUGCUGUAUGAUGCAAUAUGUGAAUUGUAUCUCAAUAAAAAUAAAAUAAUUGCUGUC